Gossypium raimondii (Peruvian cotton) is the source of this 357-nucleotide messenger RNA. RefSeq names its product polcalcin Syr v 3. The coding region runs from base 1 to 357 and encodes 118 amino acids. The transcript is spliced from 2 exons. Lineage: Eukaryota; Viridiplantae; Streptophyta; Magnoliopsida; Malvales; Malvaceae. The record is from RefSeq and is a predicted model, not a curated record. Gene Ontology annotation, molecular function: calcium ion binding.
AUGCUUAGUAUUAAGGAUACACCCAAAAAUCUCCCGGCUAGUACUUGCCGAUGCCUAAGGAAAGGAGGGCCCGUGCCGGUAACCGAACUGAAAGCCAUAUUCAAGCGUUUUGACACCGACAAAGAUGGUCGUCUCAGCAAACAUGAGUUGAGGAAUGCGUUUGCUAGCUUAGGCUCUCGUCAACCGGGUUGGCGAGCCUGGCGAGGGCUUAAACAAGCUGAUAGGAACGGAGAUGGGUACAUAAGUGACGAGGAGUUGGAAGUUCUCCUUCAGUACGUCUUGAAAUGCAACAGUGCGCGUGGAGGAGGCUACGGUGACAGUAGCGAUAGGCUAGCAUGGCAGAGGCCUAGGGGCUAA